Messenger RNA from Botrytis sinoallii, 2163 nucleotides. RefSeq lists its product as uncharacterized. NCBI's taxonomy places the organism in Eukaryota, Fungi, Ascomycota, Leotiomycetes, Helotiales, Sclerotiniaceae. The transcript has 2 exons. Gene Ontology annotation, molecular function: RNA polymerase II cis-regulatory region sequence-specific DNA binding; DNA-binding transcription factor activity, RNA polymerase II-specific. Gene Ontology annotation, biological process: regulation of transcription by RNA polymerase II. The coding region runs from base 1 to 2163 and encodes 720 amino acids. The record is from RefSeq and is a predicted model, not a curated record. Gene Ontology annotation, cellular component: chromatin.
AUGGACUGCAGAGACAUCUUGGACGUCACGGGCAAGAAUUCAAAAAACCUACUGGUCGAAGCAGGAGGGCAUGCGCGGCUUGUCAUACCAGUAAAAUCAAAUGCGAUGGAAAUGAUCAUGUUCAGAUGUGAAAAGAAGAAUACUCCCUGCCAAUAUGGGUUGCGUCAAGGACUAUCUGCUAUAGCCAGCAGGCAAGAUGAAUCCUCCAAAGAUGAUUUGAGCGAUUGGGAGGGUUCGGAAUUCUCAAUAUCCGAAAAUGUACAAGGGGAUCAGAUGUCCGUUGAAAGUCCACAGACUGACCAGACACUCAAUCCUGAUGAGACUGUUACGAAUCAAAUAUCCAAUGUGGUUCAAGCAUUCAACUCCGGUCAAUCUUCCCACUCGGAACACGCAUUCGACUCUAUUCCAACACACAGCCCUUUACAAGAGGCACAUGAUUCGUCGGUAAGCAGGAAUGUGCUCAAUAAUUCGGUCACUGCUGAAGAUUCGCUCUCACUGAAUCUGAGGCGCACGCCUCACGGGCUUGUCGAUUGGUCAAAUGACAUCGAUUGGUCAAAUGUCAGGAUCCAACAAGAUGCUCCUCAAACUCGAGAAGCACCUCAAAAUACCCCUGUUUCCAUAUCUAAGCUUGGAUACCUAUGUUCAACAGUUGCCAAAGAAACUGUCGAGAGAUAUCGUUAUCUAUACUUUGCCAAUUUCCACGAUCGCUGGCCCAUAAUCCAUUCCCCAACUUAUGAGGAUGAAGAAGAGGCACCUGAGCUUCUACUCCCAUCUAUAUUGAUGAUUGGAGGUUGGAUUGACGGGACUCCAAGCUCGAGAGAUUGGGCUUUGAAAGUUCACCAUAAUUUGGUAGAGCAUGUUAUCCCGCGCGCCUCCAUAUACGGAGCUGGAAUCUUGACACCUGGGACUAUCUAUCCAGACGAUAAGCCCGGGUAUUUUCUACCACUGCGUUCGGUUAAAGACCAGCAAAGAAAGAGGAUAGCAGUUGAUCUCUUCAAGAUUGACACAUAUUUCACUGCCAUAACCGUGCAGCCAGUUUUACUCAAGCCAGAAGAACUACACUUCAGUAUUCCAGAAACCAUCGCGCUUUGGAAUGCUGUAGGACUUCCUAUUUGGGCGGCUCGUCAACCGGGUGAACCGAAAUCUAGAAGCCAUCGUUCAAUCAAUGUGAUGAUUGAAGAAGUCGCUCUUGGAGGAAUUGAGUUUUCAGAAAAUGAGUCCAUGUUAGAAGAUAUCCAGAUUUGUCUUUGGGCUAUGCAGUCAGAAAUCUUGCAGCUUUCCAAGCAGGCUCAACCUGAGAGACGGAAUGAACUGAGUUUGAAUAUUCAAAGACAAUCACUUAAACGCCAACUGGAAGCUCUAAAACGUGGGUUCUCAAAUCUUUCCGGGAAAAUAUCGAGCCCCGAUGCAUUUGACCAAGCAGGACAGUCUCCCGUGCAUUUCUACUAUGGACCUGAAGAUCAUGAUAAGCCCGGAUGGCAAGAUAUAGUUUACCGACGCAUUCAUAGCUUCAUCUUCGACACUUCUAUCCUUCGUCAUCUGAUGAAUUUACAACUAUUCACCGAGACUCAGACUAUCAGGAUGCUCGCCAAAGAUCUGACACUUUCUGAUAAAGUCCGAGGAGUGUUCGGAGAUAUAUAUUCUCAACCCCAUACCAGACGUGUUUUGGCAGCACGUGCAUGGACACAAGAGCCUAGCUCUCGGCGCGCGUUAUGGCAUGCCACUGAAAUUCUUCUAAGCCACAGUGCACUCAACCGAACACACUCUCUCGCCAACUUCAUCCCCGACCCAAUUUCCUACAUAGCUUUAGCAUCCGCAGCGUUAGUCAUUUGGACCCAUUGCAUGUACGGACAAGAAGCGUGCAACGCUUUAUCAUGUACAUCGAUGCUCCCUCACGAAGUGAGUAUGUCUAUCGAAUUGACAAAAUUAAGCGAAGUGAUAAAUGGCUUCUCGUACGACGAAAAGGCAAAAGAGGUUUGGAUUGAAGGUGGUACUUAUUUCAGAGCUUCGAUUGAGAAUGUUCAGUUGUGUAGUUGUAAUGUCGGGAUUUUAAUGGGCAAGUUCAGGGCUUAUAUACCGCAUGAUUGGGAGAUUGUAGAUGAGAUUGCACCAAACAUCUUCGGGAAGCUUGAUGGUCCAGAAGCUACUGGAGUCACUUCAUGA